Molecule: messenger RNA, 4559 nt
Organism: Dama dama (fallow deer)
Lineage: Eukaryota; Metazoa; Chordata; Mammalia; Artiodactyla; Cervidae
Gene: ANAPC2
Product: anaphase promoting complex subunit 2
Exons: 16
Coding region: 39-2507 (822 amino acids)
Biological process (GO): ubiquitin-dependent protein catabolic process
Cellular component (GO): anaphase-promoting complex
Molecular function (GO): ubiquitin protein ligase binding
Source: RefSeq, a predicted model, not a curated record
GCGCCUCGCCGAGCUGCUCUGAAGGCUGGUGGGCGCAGAUGGCGGCGGCGGCGGCGGCGGCGGCGGCGGCCAGUGACGCGGGGCCUGCGCAGGAGCUGCUGGCGGCCUGGAACACCGUGAGCACCGGGCUGGUGCCUCCGGCCGCGCUGGGACUGGCGUCGUCCCGGACUAGCGGUGCCGUCCCUCCAAAAGAGGAGGAGCUCCGGGCGGCGGUGGAGGUGCUCAGGGGCCACGGUCUGCACUCGGUCCUGGAGGAGUGGUUCGUAGAGGUGCUGCAGAACGAUCUGCAGGCCAACAUCUCCCUCGAGUUCUGGAAUGCCAUCUCUCAGCGCGAGAACUGUGCGGACGAACCCCAGUGCCUUCUGUUGCUGCUCGAUGCUUUCGGUCUGCUGGAGAGCCGCCUGGAUCCCUACUUGCGUAGUCUAGAGCUCCUGGAGAAAUGGACUCGCCUGGGCUUGCUGAUGGGCACCGGUGCUCAGGGGCUUCGGGAAAAGGUCCACACCACGUUGCGGGGCGUCCUGUUCUUUUCCACUCCCAGAGCUUUUCAGGAGAUGAUCCAGCGCCUCUAUGGGCGCUUUUUGAGAGUUUACAUGCAGAGUAAGAGAAAGGGGGAAGGAGGCACAGACCCCGAACUGGAGGGGGAAUUGGACAGCAGGUAUGCCCGCCGCCGGUACUACCGCCUUCUGCAGAGCCCCCUGUGCGCAGGGUGCGGCAGUGACAAGCAGCAGUGCUGGUGCCGCCAAGCGCUGGAGCAGUUCCACCAGCUCAGCCAGGUCCUGCACAGGCUCAGUCUGCUGGAGCGGGUCAGCGCCGAGGCUGUGACUAGCACCCUGCACCAGGUGACCCGGGAGCGGAUGGAGGACCGUUGUCGGGGCGAGUACGAGCGCUCCUUCCUGCGUGAGUUCCACAAGUGGAUCGAGAGAGUGGUCGGCUGGCUGGGCAAGGUGUUCCUGCAGGACGGCCCCAGCAGGCCCGCGUCCCCAGAGCCGGGCCCCACGCUGCGCCGAUGGCGCUGCCACGUGCAGAGGUUCUUCUACCGCAUCUACGCUGGCCUGCGCAUUGAGGAGCUCUUCAGCAUCAUCCGAGACUUCCCAGACUCGAGGCCCGCUGUGGAAGACCUCAAGUACUGCCUGGAGAGGACCGACCAGAGGCCGCAGCUGCUUGUGUCCCUCAGGGCCGCCCUGGAGACACGGCUGCUCCACCCAGGCGUGAACACGUGUGACAUCAUCACCCUAUACAUCUCCGCCAUCAAGGCACUGCGCGUGCUGGACCCGUCCAUGGUUGUCCUGGAGGUGGCCUGUGAGCCCAUUCGCCGGUACCUGCGGACGCGGGAGGACACGGUGCGGCAGAUCGUGGCGGGGCUGACCGGGGACUCGGAUGGGACGGGGGACUUGGCUGUUGAGCUGUCCAAGACGGACCCUGCGAGCCUGGAGACCGGGCAGGACAGCGAGGAUGACUCUGGCGAGCCGGAGGACUGGGUCCCUGACCCUGUGGACGCAGAUCCAGGGAAGUCCAGCUCUAAGCGCCGCUCCUCGGACAUCAUCAGCCUGCUGGUCAGCAUCUACGGCAGCAAGGACCUCUUCAUCAACGAGUACCGCUCGCUGCUGGCCGACCGCCUGCUGCACCAGUUCAGCUUCAGCCCCGAGCGGGAGAUCCGUAACGUGGAGCUGCUGAAGCUGCGCUUUGGCGAGGCCCCGAUGCACUUCUGUGAGGUCAUGCUCAAGGACAUGGCGGACUCGCGCCGCAUCAACGCCAACAUCCGGGAGGAGGACGAGAAGCGGCCCGCCGAGGAGCAGCCGCCCUUUGGAGUCUACGCUGUCAUCCUGUCCAGCGAGUUCUGGCCACCCUUCAAGGAUGAGAAGCUGGAGGUCCCCGAGGACAUCAGGGAGGCCCUGGAGGUCUACUGCCGGAAGUAUGAGAAGCUGAAGGCCAUGCGGACGCUCAGCUGGAAGCACACCCUGGGCUUGGUGACAAUGGACGUGGAGCUGGCUGACCGCACCCUGUCUGUUGCAGUGACCCCCGUGCAGGCUGUGGUCUUGCUUUAUUUCCAGGACCAAGCCAGCUGGGGCCUGGAGGAGCUGAGCGAGGCGGUGAAGAUGCCGGCCGCGCUGCUGCGGCGCCGCCUGUCCGUGUGGCUGCAGCAGGGCGUGCUGCGCGAGGAGCCGGCCGGCACCUUCUCAGUGGUGGAGGAGGAGCGGCCGCAGGACCGGGACAGCAUGGUGCUGGUCGACAGCGACGACGAGAGCGACUCAGGCCUGGCUUCGCAGGCUGACCAGAAGGAGGAGGAGCUGCUGCUCUUCUGGACGUACAUCCAGGCCAUGCUGACCAACCUGGAGAGCCUGUCGCUGGAGCGCAUCUACAGCAUGCUGCGCAUGUUCGUGGUCACCGGCCCCGCGCUGGCCGAGAUCGACCUGCAGGAGCUCCAGGGCUUCCUGCAGAGGAAGGUGCGCGACCAGCAGCUCGUCUACUCCGCCGGCGUCUACCGCCUGCCCAAGAGCUGCGGCUGAGCCGCGCCAGGCCCCGCCCGCCCCCAGAGUGGGAGUAAAGAGACGGUUCUUCAUCCUUCGUGUCCUGUCGGUUCUGUGGCCCCAGGGACGCGUGCUCAGGCCCUCCCCUGCCACCGACUCUGGGCGUGCGCUCCGGUUCUGCACACUGGCCUCCCCGCAGCCAGGCAGAGCGGGUUCCCCCAGCAGGGGGAGCUGCACACCUGUGUGGGCUCCAGGCCGGUAGGAGUCCUGGCACGUGAUUGUCUGGUCACCGUGGCCAGUGGAGGCCCACGUCAAGCUCGUGGCUCCGGCCAACUGGGAAACAGACCUCCUGGAUCUCCCCCCAAGGGCCCCCAGCUCUGGCCUUUGAGAGAACUCCUCGGGGUCCCCCUCCCUCUACCCGGCCUGAGGGUCCAGGCCCCCAGUGCUGGGCUGAGAGCCCCAGGGCAGCUCCCGUGGCCUUGGGGUGCUGUCAGAAUGUGUGAGGCGGGUGGGCAGACAGGCGGCCCCUGGGAAGCCGAGAACUCGCGUCUGCAGCACGAGCGGCUGCCAGCGUCCCCGCUGUGGUCCAGCAGGCAGUGUUGGGGUCUGACAGUGAGGCGUGCUUCCCAAAAGACCCACCCCUCCCACGCCCCUGAGGUGUGAUCGGGGCGCCCGGGGGCCUGGCUGUUCCCCUCUGGAGAGGCUGGGCCCAGGGAUGCAGCCGCCCCCAGGGUUGUGCACAGGCCCUGUCCAGCCACUCUGGGGGCCCAGCACUGGCCUCGCCUCAGCUCCCGGGAGGCGGUGGGGUGGGUGUUGGCGGUGCCAGGCCUUCGAGCUGUGCUGGGCAUCGCAGCCCAGCCUUCAUCCAUCCAGCUUGUCUGGCUGGACUCGCUCAGACCUGGUGGCACUGCUCCCCAGGUGACCAAGGCCCUUCAGGGCAAGUGUCUCCACUGCCUCCUCCUCCACAGGGCACGCCCGGCCCCCAGGACCCCCUGGCUCCCCUAGUCUGCGCCCCAGCGCCCCCACCCGUCCUGUCCUGCUCGAGGGCCCCAGUGCUGGUUCUGCUUCCAGGGCUCUUCUCUUUUUUUUGGCCAUACCAAGAGUCAUAUGGGGUCUCAGUUCCCCGAUCAGGGGCUGAACCCGAGCUGUGGCAGGGGCACCUGGAGUCCUGACCGCUGGGCCACCAGGAGCUCGCUCUAGGACGCCUCCUUACGCCCCAGGGUGGGGCUUCCCGCGGGGUUUGAAGGAGGACGUGGAGGGCCUAGCAGAGCCUGAGUGGUCUGCGGACGCUGAGAGGCCAGCAGGUGUCCCCCUUGGACUCCGCCUGCCGCGGGGGCUGUGCUGUGGUCAUGGGAAGAGGACUUCCUGCCUGGCACUGGGCUGGGCCUGUCCUCCUCGUCCUAGACCGGGUGAAACCGGCUGGACCGGCCUGGCAGGGUGGCAGGUGGCAGUGCCGGCCCCUGGGCGUGGACACACCUGCCCCGAGUCCCUCUGGAAUCAGUUUGUGGAUCAGUGUGGUGAAACCCAGCGUCUCAAGUCCCUGCCUCACUCAUCGGGUGCAGAGGUGCGGCCUCCCCCAGCCCCGCCCUGGCCCAGGCCCCGCCUGCACCCAUCCAGGCCCAGGGGCCACGGGGACAGGGUUCAGGGGUCAGCCACUGGCAGGUGACGCGGGCCCCUUGGCUGCCCGGGCCGUGUCUCUGCAGCCGGAACCUACUGCGAGUGCAGCCUUGGCCUCAGCCGCGAGGCCCUCAUCGCCCUGCUGGUGGUUCUGGCGGGCAUCAGCGCUAGCUGCUUCUGCGCCCUCGUCAUCGUGGCCGUUGGUGUCAUUCGAGCCAAGGGUGAAACGUGCCCCGCACACAUGGACAGCAGGAUGGUGGGGCACUUCGGGGUGCAGGAAGACCAUAUGGACCUGCGCACGGUGCAUGUGGAGUCCCACCUCAUGGACCCCGACAUGGCAGUCCCCAUGAUGCGGCCCCUGGAAGAGCAUGGCCUGAUGACCAUCACCAUGGACUCGACCCUGGAGGAGCCGCCCCCCCCGCCUGAGUAGGGCUUUGGGCGUGGGGGGAGGGGAAUUAAACAGUAUUUAGUUAC